This is a messenger RNA of Zootoca vivipara (common lizard), 4349 nucleotides long. RefSeq names its product transcriptional adaptor 1 (gene TADA1). The record is from RefSeq and is a predicted model, not a curated record. Gene Ontology annotation, molecular function: transcription coactivator activity. Gene Ontology annotation, cellular component: SAGA complex. Gene Ontology annotation, biological process: regulation of transcription by RNA polymerase II. NCBI's taxonomy places the organism in Eukaryota, Metazoa, Chordata, Lepidosauria, Squamata, Lacertidae.
UGCUCAAUAGGAGCGGAGGAAUUACGGCCGGGAGCUGCGAAACCAAAAAGCAAAACUAAUCCGUAAAGGAUCGUCUCUGAGGUUGGCGCGCCGGGGACGGCCGGCAAAAGCGGAGCGGGCGGGUGGCCCGAGGAGCCAUGGCGACCUACGUGAGCGAGCUGGAGGCAGCCAAGAAGAACCUGAGCGAGGCUUUGGGCGAGAACGUGAAGCAAUACUGGGCUAAUUUGAAGUUGUGGUUUAAGCAAAAGAUCAGCAAAGAAGAGUUUGACCUAGAAGCCCGGAGGCUCCUCACACAAGACAAUGUCCAUUCUCACAAUGACUUCCUGUUGGCUAUUCUCACACGAUGCCAGAUCUUGGUUUCUGCACCUGAGGGUGCUGGCUCUUUGCCAUGGACAGGAGGUUCCGCAACAAAACCAGGGAAGCCCAAGGGGAAGAAAAAGUUUUCUUCCGUUCGGCAGAAGUUUGAUCACCGAUUCCAGCCUCAGAACCCAUUAUCUGGAGCUCAGCAGUUUGUGGCCAAGGACCCCCAAGAAGAUGAUGACCUGAAGCUCUGUUCACAUACAAUGAUGCUUCCCACUUGGGGCCAGCUGGAGGGAAGGAUGAUUGUCACUGCUUAUGAACACGGACUGGAUAAUGUCACUGAAGAGGCAGUGACAGUCGUUGUCUAUGCUGUGGAGAAGCAUCUUAAGGAUAUCCUUGCAUCUAUCAUAUCAAGGAGAAAGGCCUACCGUCUCAGAGAUGGUCACUUCAAGUAUGCCUUUGGAAGCAAUGUGAAUCCACAGCCUUAUCUGAAGAACAGCGUUAUUGCUUACAACAACUUAACUGAGUGCCCUCCCACAUGCUUGGCUCCCCCUCCUGGUCAAAACCUUGCUUCCCACCCCCCUCCUGAUGAUGCUGAGCAGCAAGCAGCCCUACUCCUAGCAUGUUCUGGGGACACCUCUCCAGCAACUCUGCCACCAGUGAACAUGUAUGACCUCUUUGAAGCUCUGCAGGUCCACCGAGAAGCGGUUCCUGCACACACAGUCUAUGCCCUCAAUAUUGAAAGGAUCAUUUUGAAGCUCUGGCACCCCAAUCACGAGGAGCUGCAGCAGGACAAGAUCCAUCGGCAGCGGCUGGCUGCAAAGGAAGGACUCCUGACAUGCUGAGAGAGCAGCUGGGCAUUUUGACUUUGGGAUCACAGGACUUUCCCAAGUGGAAAUGUGGACUUCUUUCCUAUGGAAAUAUUACUUGAGAAACCAGUGUGCUUUGUGCUUGCUUCUAGAAAGGAUAAAAGAGCAGUGUCUCGGCAAUGCUUAUGCUCUUUUAAUCACAGUGCACGGCAGUCAUUCCAAAAAUAGUUUUGUGUCACUGUGGAAAAGGGAAAGUGACAUUGUUUGCUGUGGAGAACCUGUUCCUGUUAUUAUUCCCUUCAUGGAAUGAAGGAUUAUGACCAGAGAUUGACAGAGGCUGGUUCUUAGAGCUGGCGAGUUUUAGGUAGGCCUGCAGUUUGAGCUGCUGCCCUGGGCUGCCUUUGCAACCAUAGCGAAGAGCUUUGUACAUAAGCAAAGAGCUUUUGUGUUGGGUUUAUAUAAUGUAUGACAAAAGGGAGAAAUAUUGAUCCACGUUAAUAAAAUUGGCUGUAAGACAAUUCUCAUAAAAGAUAAUCUUUUUUUAACCUCACUUUUUUGUUUCAAAUUUGAGUUUUGUUCAAGUAAAACAUCAACAGCCAGUCUCCCAGCUACUGCCAGUGGCAAAUCACCAAUGCAUUCCCUUGAACAUGAAUUUUUCGUUACAGUGUAGCUGAAAAGUAACUUACGCGUAGAGAGUUCAUAAAACCAAAGAACAAUCAACCCCAAAUGUGCUAGACUGCCCCAAAUUAGCCAUGUUUCCUUUCAGCACUAUUGUUAGAUUUAUUUGCAAGCAAGUCUCACGGAUUUCAAUGGAACAUGCUUCCAUCAACCUUUCAGCCCAAACCUUGUGUAUGUUAGCUCAGAAGUAAGUCCCACUAUGUUCAGUGCAGCUUAAUUCUCAGUACACAUCCCUAGAAUUAAAGGUUUGCUCUUGAUCCCCAUUAAACAGGUGGGAAUUUGAAGCUUGGUAAUAGUGACUUGUUGAAAUCCAUUUGCACUGGUGUCGUGUAGUAGCUAAUAGACUUAACCUGGGAUAGCUCAGUCAGUAGAGCAUGAGACUCUCAAUCCUUAGGGUCAUGGAUUUGAGUCCCACAUUGGACAAAAGAUUCCUGCACUGCAGAGGGUUGGACUAGAUGACCCUCAUGUUCCCUGCCAACUCCACAAUUCUGUGAUUCCGUGACUGAGUUACAAAUGAAAAUGUUCCUGGUUCAAAUCCCACCUCAGCAAUGAAUACUCUGGGUGGCCUGAGGCAAGCUACACACUGAGCCCUCUAUUUGCAAUAUGGGGAUGUUAACCAACUUGCCUUUCAGGAUAUUGUAAGGAUUACCCACUAAUGUGCAUGAAGCUCUUUGAACAAGCACCCUACACAGGCUUUGAUUGUUUGAUAGCAUGGCUAAAGUGGAGUUUGAACCAGGACCUGAGCUAUGCUAGAUCUCCAGUGCUACUUUGGAUUCUAUGUCCGGUAAGACUAGUAUAAAUUUUAUUUCUUCUGAUGUGAAAAGGAGGACACAAUAUAUCCUAGACUCAGGGUCUGCUAGGAGGCUGCACCCCUUUCUUCUGGGAAAAAACACACUACUGUAUGGGCACCCAAGUGUUUUUUUUCCUCCUGGCUGAGCACUUUUUCUGCUGUCAUAGGUGGUGGGUCUAUUCUGUGGUCAUCUUCUGAAAUGGUGAGUGUGUCUCAAGCACUUGGCAGAGUUACUCCUAAAUACUCCCACUUGGUAGUGCCUUGAUUUGCUGAGGGGAUGGAUGGAGCAGCAGCUGGCAUGAAGAGACCGUGCAUGAUCAGGGAGCAGGAUCGUGCCAAACUAGCUCCCUGUCACACACACAUAUUCUGGACAUCAAGUACUCUGGUUGCCCUGACAUCCACGUGUGUGCAUGGUGACCAUCUUCAGCCUUCAUGCCUAUGGCUGGGCUCCUGAAAUCUUCCCUGCUGUAGGUGUUAGCGCUGUAUUUGCAUGUGCCAGAGGGUGGGGCAAGCAGGAGUGUCUGAUAUUGGGAAAGACUGGUUCUAUUUAUUUAUUCGCCACUCUCCCCCAUUCAAAGCAACCUACAAAAAAUAAAUGGUGUUUCCGUGCGCUCUGGUUUCUGUCACAGUGUCCCGUUGUGCCAGAAGCAGUUUAGUCAUGACCUGGUAAGCUGUCUGCAGACAAAUGCCGGGUCCCUCGGCCUGAAGCGACCUUUGACUGGACUUAGAUCUAUGUCUGUCUGUCUGUCUGUCUGUCUGUCUGUCUGUCUGUCUGUCUGUCUGUCUGUCUGUCUGUCUAUCAUCAUCUCAGAUCCACUUAUGUCCCGCCCCACUAAAAGAUAAGGUCUGGAUGAAUGUUUUUGACUAGCACCUAAAGACUGAUAAUGAUGGCACCCUGGAGAGAGCACAUUAUAAACGGGGAGUUGCCACAGAGAAGGGCCAUUCUUGUGUCGUCAGCCUUUGUACCUCCCUUGGAGGGGGCACACAAAUAAGGGCCUCAAAUGAUGGGCGGAUAUGCCAGGGUAGGUAGGGAAGGGAACUGCUUGGUGUGCAUUGGCUCUCAGCUACCAUAUUGCAGGAGUGGUGUUCUGCUUUGCCACAUCUGGUAGCAGCUAAGGCUAAACACCUUUCGUGCUGUCUUAUGCAAUUGUGCCUGCACUAGCAUCCCUAGGUUUGAUUCUAUGCCCUCUAGCAGCAGAACACAAGAGAACAACAGGAAUGCAAAAUGGUUGCAAUUACUAGUGGUAGCUGUCAAUCUUUGAAUGUCUAGGUUUAUUAAGAACAUUCAAAUGGUAACACAGUAACAGAUUGGAGAAUAUUAAUGGUAGAAUACAUGCAGCUAGCAAAAAUGACAGCCAAAAUGAGAGGGCAGAUGAAACGAAAUGUCUAUAAAGAAUGGGGAGUAUUUGAAGAAUAUUUAAAUAAUAAUAUAAAAAGAACUCCACUGGCAAAACUAGACUGAGCCUGUUAGACCAUCAAUCGAUAUUACAAAGGUGACAGAGAAUAUGAAUAGAAAAGAGAAAAAGGUAAUAUGGGGGAAAAUAUUGUGAGACAUUACUUAAUUAACAGAAAAGAAACAGCAAGCAUAAUUGGAGGUCAACAGAAAGUAGAAAUUGUUUCAGUUUCUAUUAUUUACACUAACAAUGUGUAUCUGUAUUUGUAUCAGUGUGUGUAUUUGUGUGUUUUGUGCUUGUAUUUGUGUGUUUUAUGUUUGUUUAUUCUUUGUAAUUCUUUUUAAUCAAUAAAUACAUUAUAUAUGUGUGUGUGUGUGU